CGUGGUACUGCGCACACAGUAAGAUAAAAAUAUUUAAUAAGCAACUGUCAUUGAUCAAUUGCCUAAGGGAAAUAUCUAUUUCACAAUGCUCCUAUAACCUUGCAGUUCUCACGCAAACUUUCUACAACCUACAUCAAACUAAGUGGAGAAUAUAAAUUCAGCGAAAGAGCAUAUGGUCUUUAUACUUUGACGAGUGUCCCUAGGUUUUGAUGCUUUGGCUUGAACACAGACAAUAGCAAAAAAAAAUUAUGACGAGUAAACGUACGAUCAAUCGGACGAUAGAACUUAUGCUGACCGUGUUCGGUGUCUGGCCAGGUAUAUCAUGCGUACUACUCUACAGAGUGUUUUGGGUGAUUACGUUAGCAAUUAAUCAAUUCUUUCACUACCGGUACUUUGUAACACAUUUUCAUUUCGACAAUCUUUUCGACUUGAUGGACUGUAUGAGUAGCUUUUUGGAGUUCGUAAAACUGAUGUUUAAGCUCAUUAUCUUCUCGUUGAAACAGCAAAAAUUUAUCGAAAUCUUAACGAUGACAGCGGAAGAUUGGAAAGAUUGCGAUAACACUGGCGUCGAGUUGCGCGAAACAGCAAAGAGAGCGAAACUAUCGAGUCGUAUUUGUAAUGGAUUAAUUCUUCUUUAUACAAUCUCCGGGCUUGCAUACGUCCUUGGCUUUUUACUAGCCGAUACCAACGUCACAGAUUUGACAGCUGAACUGCCUCUUAUUAUGAAAAUGAAGUAUCCCUUCGUUAUAGACACGCAACGCAAGUACAGACUGGUAUUAGCUACGCAAUCCGUUUUCGCGAUGGUGUGCGCUUUGGGAGCUGGAUUAUUCAACGCUUUGUUUCUAACUCUGACUCUACACGUGGGCAGUCAGAUAAACAUCCUACUUCGCUGGUUGAGGGAAGUUGGAUCUAAAGACAUCGAGAAGAAGCACGACUCAUUCGCCACUGUCAUUACGAAAAUUAUUCGGAAACAUCAAAAUAUUAUCAAUCUCUCAGAGAAGAUUGAGAAUCUUUAUUCAUACAUCGCCUUGCUACAAUUCACAGCGAAUACGGUUACCAUUUGCUCAUUAGGAUUUCUCAUCGUAACUGCAAUCGGAACCCCCGACGCCACUGAAAAAAUAGUAAAAUGUCUUUUAUUUUACUUUGAUACGAAUCUCGAAGCGUUUAUAUUUUGCUUCGCUGGAGAAUAUCUAAGCAAUAAGAGCAAAGCGAUCGGAAACGCAGCGUACAAUUCCGCUUGGUAUGAUAUGAAAGCUAAGGAUAGUCGGGUUCUGUUGUUUACAAUUUUAAGAUCGCAGAGGCAAUUACAGCUUACAGCUGGCAAAAUGGCUGUUCUCUCCUUAGAAUACUUUACAAGUAUCAUGAAGGCCUCGGGAUCGUAUUUAUCAGUACUGCUGGCAAUGAAAUAA
Messenger RNA from Temnothorax curvispinosus, 1409 nucleotides. Its product is annotated as odorant receptor 4-like. The transcript is spliced from 6 exons. Gene Ontology annotation, biological process: detection of chemical stimulus involved in sensory perception of smell; sensory perception of smell. Gene Ontology annotation, molecular function: odorant binding; olfactory receptor activity. NCBI's taxonomy places the organism in Eukaryota, Metazoa, Arthropoda, Insecta, Hymenoptera, Formicidae. Gene Ontology annotation, cellular component: plasma membrane. The record is from RefSeq and is a predicted model, not a curated record. Bases 249 to 1409 code for a protein of 386 amino acids.